Molecule: messenger RNA, 7014 nt
Organism: Octopus sinensis (East Asian common octopus)
Lineage: Eukaryota; Metazoa; Mollusca; Cephalopoda; Octopoda; Octopodidae
Product: mucin-17-like
Exons: 4
Coding region: 515-6751 (2078 amino acids)
Biological process (GO): clathrin-dependent endocytosis; regulation of endocytosis; synaptic vesicle endocytosis
Cellular component (GO): AP-2 adaptor complex; synaptic vesicle
Molecular function (GO): clathrin-cargo adaptor activity
Source: RefSeq, a predicted model, not a curated record
CAACAUCCAUCUCUGCAUCUCCGUUCCUGUGUAAACUCAUUCAUGAGAACCAACGCACUUAGAUUUGACCUCUCUGAUUUUUUGGCAACGUUCUCCUCGAUUUUACCUUUGUCAUAGGUACAUUCCACGACUAACUCAUGGCACCUUUUUAACCCGGCAUAAAUUGCCUCGAUUAUUCCAUGUGAUGGAAACGGAUGACAGGAAUGAGUAGAUUUUUUUUUUCUCUCUCUGAGUGGGUUGCAGCUAACAACCAACGUAGACGUAGAAAACACUAGAUCUGUAAUGAAGUGGCCACAGCGGAUGUAAGAAUUAUAAGGACAUGAACAAAUUUAGGAAGAGAAAACACCGCAGAUCAGUCAAACACGCAUGCCAACACUGAAAGAAAAGAUAACGAGAUUAUACAAAACUGGGGAAAAGAUCAAUGCUAACUUCCAAAAUAUCUUGACAGAAAUACAGAUAAUGUUUACAUAUACAGAUUUCCUACCAAAUUCUCAGCAAGAGCAGUGGACUAGCCAUGUCUGCUGGUUCUUGGGAGGACUCAUCAAAUUUGACUCAUGACAGAGAUGAACAGAGUAAUCUUGAGCUGGUUAAGAAACGUCCUCCACCUCGACCUUCAGGGCCACCUCCUCGAUCUGCUCCUCCAAGACCUGCACCCAUCAACUUAAAAGCUACUUCUCGGUCAACUUCUCCUUCUGCUCAACCAACUGCAACUGCUUCAGGAAGCGCAUCUCCAUCAGUUGGACAUCAUAUAACUUCUGCUAAUAAAAAGGCGCAUAAAAUUAUAAGCUCUUUGAAACAUAAAGCUGGCCUAAAAUCUCCAAAACACUUCAUUAAAGAUAAGAAGAAGCACAAAUCCCCAAUACCCUCUCCUUCGAAAGAAUUUGUCGAUCCAACACUCAGUGAUAAAACUGAACGCUCUGAAGAAUGGCUGGCCUUACAGCAAAUGCUCGACCGAACCAAAGAAACGGUCAUAAAAACACAACAGAAUUUGAAUAGAUUAGCAUCAAAAGACGAGGGUGAUAAUCUUGAAGACGACGAAGCAUCAGCUUCUGAUGGUUCUUGGGCUGGUUUGAGAGCUAAUCAAGGAGAAUCAGAAGAAAUCGAUGAAGAAGCAUCAAAUAUUCCGUACUCGAAAGCUUCAAGCUAUUACCCUGAAGACUCUACUGAAGAAUUAAAUGAUAUUAGUACAAAACCAAAAUCUGAAACAGGAGGUAGUGUUCAAGACUUAUUAGGGCUUGGGUUGGGAGAUUUUGAAUCCCCGCCCGAACCGGAUGAUUGGCUCUCCAGCCAUCAAUCUCAAUUUGAAAAAGACUUUUUAGCAGCAGAAGAAGAAAAUUUAACUUUAUCCAACAAGAGUGUUACCGAUGAAUUAGUUGAUAGCUUUUUAGGAUUAGACCCUUCAACUAGCCUAAAACCUUCCCCGGCUAUAAGUCCUGCACUUUCUCCCGUCACCCAACUUGCCCCAGAAUCUGAAGCAGACCCAUUUGUUGUUCGAAAAAUUGUCGAUCCAUUUGAUGUUUCUUCAAUUGUUAUUAAAACUGAAUCAGAAUCUGACCCCUUUACUGUUAAAUCAGCAGUUGCAACUCCAUCUGAUCCCUUUGUUGUGACGCAUGAUCCUUUUGUUACAUCUGUUGAGAGUGAUAUCAAGUCCACUGAUCCAUUUGCAGUAAAAACAACAUCGCCUUCAACAGAUCCUUUUGCAGUUUCUAGCGAUCCAGUAACUACAACACAGUCCUAUAAUGUUUUAGAAGAUCCAUUUUCUGUUAAACCAAGUGCAUCUAAAACAGUUCCAGAUUCACUUUCUGCAAAACCCCCAACAGAAAUAUCCUCAUCUGAUCCUUUUGUUGUUUCUCCUGCAUGUACAGAAUCAUUAUUUCUGGGAUCAACUUUGGGUAGUUCCACAUUGGAUACAUUAGCUGUUUCACCUGGAUUGCCAAGAUCUGGUUCUGAAUUAUUUGCUGACACUUCUGAUUUGACACCAUCUAAUAUUGACCCUUUCACUCCAACUAAGGAUAUUUUUAGCUCAACAGUUGACCCGUUCGCUUCAGCUACAGAGUUCACGAGUUCAACAAGCGAUCCUUUUGCAUCAACUGCAGAGGUCACUAGCUCAACAGUUGACCCCUUCUCUUCAACUGCAGAGGUCACAAGUGCAACAGCUGAUCUCUUCUCUUCAACAGCAGAGGUCACAAGUGCAACAGCUGAUCUCUUCUCUUCAACUGCAGAGGUCACAAGUGCAACAGCUGAUCUCUUCUCUUCAACUGCAGAGGUCACAAGUGCAACAGCUGAUCUCUUCUCUUCAACUGUAGAGGUCACUAGCUCAACAGUUGAUCCCUUCUCUUCAACUGCAGAGGUCACAAGUUCAACAGCUGAUCUUUUUGCGCCAACUACAGAACUCAGCAGUUUAACAGGUGAUCCCUUCACUUCAACUACAGAGCUCACGAGUUCAAAAGUUGACCCUUUUGCAUCCCCUGCAGAUUUCACUACUUCAAAUACUGAUCUAUUUGGUGAAAACAAAGAUGCAUUCGAAAUAAAUCCGAAUAUACAAGAAACAAGGGCCACUGAUUUUGUCUCAGAAAAGACUGAAGAAGCAAACCAGCUUGAAGACUUUUUUGUCGAAAAGACAGAAGAUUCAGGAAAUAAUAUUUUCAUGAAUAAUAUACCAAAAGAUAAAGAAUUAGGAGCUGCAGCUGUGGAUCCUUUUGCUUCCUCAGAAACAUCCUUAUUUACUCAACCAAAUUUAGAACUUUCUGGUUUUGCCUGCUUCUCAGAAUCUGAAGGACUCAUUGAUCCAGCUGGAUCAACAGACACUAGUCUCAUUCCAGGUAAAACAGACAAGCUGGCCUCCACACCAGAACCUUAUUCAACUAUAUCGGAACCACUAGAUUUUGCUUCAAUCGCUCUAGCAAUUAAAGCAGUUGAGAAAAUUUCAGCAAGUUCUGAUCAAAGUAAACCAAGUUCUAGUCCAUUCACAACAAUAUCUGAACCAUUAGAGUUUCAUACCGAUGAUACUUCUUAUAAAUUAGAUAAAAAAGCUACAGACUCUUUAGAAGAUAGUCCCUUUUGUACUACGUCAGAACCAGUUGAUAUAGGAUCAGUUUCUUUUGUUAAACAGGAAGAUUUGCAAAUUGCUGAUCAAUUAGUCUAUAAACCCUUGACUUUACAAACUGAUCCUUUUAGUACUAUUUCAGAACCAGUAGAUGUUCAUGUAGAAUCAUCUGAAACUCCUUUUGGCUGGAAUGCCUUUUCUGAUCAAUUUAGCUCUACUUCAGAUAGUGAUUUGAGCACUAAAAUUUCUGCUAAUGAUCAAUCUAGUUUUGCGUUUUGUGAAUUAAGUGCUACCCAAGCAGCGCCUGCUGUUCAACCAUUUUCAAGUUCACCAUUUGAAGCUGACUGGCCAGGUUCAGUCUCAGACUCGGCAGUUAAAACUGACUUAGCUUUCCCAGGGGUAGGAAGUGAUUUCGGUUCUGCAAGUAUGUCUGUGCCAACAUCUGAAGAUGCGUUUCCAAUGGCAACCGAUGCAACUGGUGAUAUGUUUGCUGCACAACCGACAGACGUAACUAUGACAACAAUACCAACAACAACAACAACAUCAACAAAAGACAGUUCACUGCUGACAAUGGAAGUAACAGAUUUAGUAGCAAGUAGUGCAGAAACUGAUACAUCCCUGAAGAAGGCUAGCACUGAUUUCUUAAUCAGUGACGAAGCUUUCUCAACAACAUUUGGUAGUCCGGUUUCUUCAAACACGACCGCUGAAAUCCUUGCCCCAGAUGUGUCACAUGCAAAUAAACCUUUUUCACUCAUUGAUGACAGUUUUGCAUCAGCAUCACCAAUGCUUGACGCUUCAGGAGAAAAUGUGCAUUCUUUAACUGAUCCGUUUGCCGAGGAAAUAAAACCAGCUUGCUUCUCAGAUUCUGGUUUCCCUACAACAAACUCGGCUUUCCCUAUGCUGGAACCAUCUGCUGUGCCUACAACAGCACCUUUCUCAGAUUCCUCAUUUCCUAUCUUGGCUCCACAAACAACUCCUGUUCCGAGUUCCUUUUCAGCAAUGGAUGCACAAGAAGUACCUGAUAUUUCCAAAUCAGAAAUCAGUCAGAUUAAUCCUUUUGACAACAUUGAUCCGGAAACUUCUAUCCACGUUAAAAAUCCAUUUUCAAUGUUCGAGACUAUUGAAGAUGAUUCGCCUUUUGGGCAGUCUGUUGAUAACAAAGCUAAUAAUAUGGGUGCAUUAAUACAACCAGAAAUAUCUGAAGAUAUUGCUUCUAAAUUAAAUGCUUUCCUACAGCCUGAGAUUACUCCUGAUCCUGCUCCAGUCACCAGUAGCACUAACAUUACUAGUUCAUCUGGAGAGGGUGCAGAUUCAAACGUUAGCUUAUUUACAGAAUCAAGUGCCAAUCCGUUUGUAGAUCAAAACGAUACUCCAGCUGUUGCCAAUGCCGAAUUUUUUGAUGAAGAUUUCUUCAAUACAAAAACUGCUGAGAAAAUUGCUGAAGGGGAUUCAGCGAAGAAUGCUUGGGGGGCAAUGGAAACUCUUGAUAAGGAUUCAGCUUUUAACCCUUUCCAAGAUGAUAACUUUGAUGCUGAAAAUAUCCCCCAAAAUGUUCUAGAUGACAUGGACAGUCAAGAACCGACAAAUGAGCAGAAGAACCCAUUUUUGUCUAGUGAUUUUAAUGCAACUGCUAUGAUGGGAGAGACCACGAUUAAUCCAUUUUUGAGUCAGGUAGAAGAACUUGAAAAAGCACAGAGUUCAUUGUCAGACAAUCUCAGUAUUUUCCUAGGUAAAGGGGAAGAUUUGCCAAUCGAUCCGACUGACUUGCCUAUAGAUGUUUUUGACCCUUUCAAAACCAUUGAGCCUGAUGAUAUUCCAGAAACAUCAGGUGCCAUGGCCGCCACCCAUACAGCAGCUGUCGAUUCAAGUGAUGAUGACAAAGAAUCCCCUGAUAUGGAUGAUAAUAAAGAUGCUUUUAAACUGACCAUACGAAUGAGGGAACCAGUUGAAUCUGGGCCAUCAGUUGCUCUACCGCCUCCUCCCAAAGUGCCCAAAUCUCCGCAAAUGGCACCACGUAUAAACCCAUUUGAUCGAGAUUCUCCACCGGAAGAAAACUUUGCAAAAUUCGAAGUGAUGGAGACUGAAGACAAAGUAAAGGAACCAAGAACUGAGACUCAGAUGAGUGUUUCUACGACAGAGAGUAGCACACCUGAAGAGGAAGAAAAACACCUUGAACCCCUUGAAAGUUUUAACCCGAAAAUGGAAGAGGAUGGAUGGACAUUAAUGCUUCGACAGCCAACGAAGAAGAAACUGACCGGUAACCGUUUCUGGAAGACAAUUUAUGUGAGAUUGGUCCAACAAAAUGACGGACCCGUUUUGAAACUGUUCAAUAGCAAAGAUGAUAAAGAUUCGUUUCAGGAGCUCCCGCUUCAGCCUUGUUACUCUUUGUCUGAAAUAGCCCUACAACAUUAUGAUCAAUAUGGAAAGAUACACACAUUGAAAAUUCAGUAUGUUUUCUAUCGUGAAAGAGUUGGAAUUCGAACCGAAAAGAUUACACCAACUUUCGUGAAGAACAUGAAACCAAAAGCUAACAUGAUUUUAGAUCAUGCUCCGCAGAUCUCAGAGCUUCUUAAAUUUGGUUCACUAAGUGAACAGACAAUUAUCACCUUUGUACAAGAGGUGGAAGAUGCAUUAAUGGCAAUUGUUGCUCACAGAGAAAAAACAUUAUCAUAUCAAAAAGACGAAGUUAUUGUUGAUGUAAUUGAUGAAUACAGAGCAGAGAUUAACACGGCAGGUCACAUUGUCGCCCAGAAAGCCAGAGUAAGAAUUUUUUGUUUAUCGUUUGUAACAGGUAUGCCAUUUGUAGAACUAGGAGUAAACGACAAACGGCGCAAAGGGAGAGAAGUUGUUGGUCGACACGAUAUCAUACCUAUCAAAACAGAAGAAUGGAUCAAGCCGGAGAAUAUUCAGUUUCAUUGUUCUGCGAAGCCAGAAGAAUACGAAAAGGAUGGAACCAUUAAAUUUCAUCCACUGGAUGCAUGUCAUUUUGAACUAAUGAGGUUCCGUAUUCGACUGAGAGACAAUAAAGAGUUGCCUUUGAUAGUGAGAGUGUUUCGAAGUAUCAAAGAAAGACAUGUUGAAUACCGGUGUGACGUUGUGUGUACCGGUUACCAUGCGUAUAGUAAAAAACAUGGGCAAUUUCCCUGUGAAGACAUUGAAAUAAGAUUUCCAAUUCCUGAUUGCUGGAUCUAUCUAUUUCGUUACGAAAAACGAUUCGGCUAUGGGUCCUUUAAAUCAGCCACCAGAAAACCAGGGAAAAUCAAAGGGCUAGAAAGGUUGACAAUGAUGACACAAAGUGGCACUAAUCCAGCUCUUCUGGAAGCCUCUGUAGGCACAGCAAAAUAUGAAAACGUUUAUCAUGCAAUUGUAUGGCGGAUUAGUAGAUUACCAGAAAGAAAUCAAGGUGCUUACAAAACUCAUCUUUUCACCUUGAGACUCGACCUAGGACCCCACGAUGAAAUACCCGACUCCCUUGAGAUGGUCAGCGAUGUGAAGUUUACCAUGCCAGCUAGCACUGUUUCCAAAUGUCAGAUUCGAUCAAUAUCAUGUGGCAAUCCCACCCCACCGGAGAAAUGGGUCCGCUAUAUAGCCCACUACAAUUAUAAGGUUGCUAUUGAGCACACACUUGAAGGGAGUAUCCAAAACGUACCUGAAAUUGAUGUCCAAAUGGCAGCGGAAGGAAACGACUCCGAAUCCGAUUCGUAGUCUGAACAGAAAAAAGGCUAAAUCGGUGAACGGCAACUCACUAAUUUACACUGUUAUUACUUACUUACUACUACUACUACUACUACUACUAAAAGGACAAAAGACAGUUACUACUACAACUACUACUUCUGUUACUACCAACUUUUUCCACGCAACCAAAAUACCCCCCAGUCUCAAGACUAGACGUUUUUGAUAAUCUAUACAUGAUGCCUUCCAUAGUGAAGCAAGUUUUAGAUAUUUGUAAGGAGAAGAAGAAAAAAAAA